Messenger RNA from Haplochromis burtoni (Burton's mouthbrooder), 1223 nucleotides. RefSeq names its product polymerase (DNA directed), beta (gene polb). Gene Ontology annotation, cellular component: nucleus. NCBI's taxonomy places the organism in Eukaryota, Metazoa, Chordata, Actinopteri, Cichliformes, Cichlidae. The transcript has 14 exons. Gene Ontology annotation, biological process: double-strand break repair via nonhomologous end joining. Gene Ontology annotation, molecular function: DNA binding; DNA-directed DNA polymerase activity. The record is from RefSeq and is a predicted model, not a curated record. Bases 158 to 1168 code for a protein of 336 amino acids.
CCCUCUACAUUAUCGUUCAUUGUUUGGCGUGAGAGCUAGCCUAAGCCAACCUGCUAGUAGGAGGCUAGCUGGAAAUAAAACGAGCUUCAGGCUCUUGUGCCUACAUAAACGCCCAUAUAUCUUUCCAGCGUUUAUUUGAGAGACUGUCAGAUUCAAAAUGAGCAAGAGGAAAGCGCCACAGGAGUCGCUAAAUGAGGGAAUAACAGACUUUCUCGUCGAAUUGGCCAACUACGAGAAAAAUGUCAACAGAGCAAUACACAAAUACAAUGCAUACAGGAAAGCAGCAUCUACGAUUUCUAAGUACCCUCACAAAAUCAAAAAUGGAGAAGAGGCCAAGAAACUGGAUGGUGUUGGAGCUAAAAUAGCAGAGAAGAUUGAUGAGUUUCUGCAAACUGGCAAACUUAGGAAACUGGAAAAGAUCCGAAACGAUGACACUAGCUCUUCCAUCAAUUUCCUCACCAGAGUUACUGGAAUUGGACCUGCUGCUGCAAGGAAGUUUGUUGAAGAAGGGGUGAAGACUUUAGAAGAUUUGAAAAAGAUCGAGCACAAGCUAAACCAUCAUCAACAGAUUGGCCUGAAGUACUUUGAAGAGUUUGAGAAAAGGAUUCCAAGAGCUGAAAUGGAAAAGAUGGAGACUCUUAUUCUUGGAGAGUUGGAGAAAGUUGAUCAAGAAUAUAUUGGAACAAUCUGUGGAAGCUACAGGAGAGGUGCUGCAUCGAGUGGUGAUAUUGAUAUUUUGCUGACCCAUCCAAACUACACCUCUCAGACUGAGAAGCAGCCAAAACUCCUUCAUGCUGUGGUUGAGCAUUUGGAGUCCAUCGGGUUUGUGACUGACACACUGUCCAAAGGAGACACCAAGUUCAUGGGAGUCUGCCAGCUGCAGCAGAAUGAUGAGGAUGACGAGGAAUACCUUCACAGACGUAUUGACAUUAGGUUAAUUCCCAAGGAUCAGUACUACUGUGGAGUUUUGUAUUUUACUGGCAGUGACAUCUUCAACAAAAAUAUGAGGACCCACGCACUGGAGAAGGGCUUCACUCUCAACGAGUACACUAUACGACCACUGGGGGUCACUGGUAUGGCAGGGGAGCCUCUGUUGGUGGAUAGUGAGAAAGACAUCUUUGAUUACAUCCAGUACAAAUACAGAGAGCCGAAGGAUCGCAGCGAGUGAAGCAAAGGACAGCUUUACAGUUAGAUCUGGAAUUAAAGCCACAAUUCUCCUAAAA